Molecule: messenger RNA, 432 nt
Organism: Malania oleifera
Lineage: Eukaryota; Viridiplantae; Streptophyta; Magnoliopsida; Santalales; Ximeniaceae
Exons: 1
Coding region: 1-432 (143 amino acids)
Source: RefSeq, a predicted model, not a curated record
AUGGGAGAUCACGUAUUUUUGAGAGUAGCACCGCUUAGAGGAGCUAUGAGAUUUGAGAAAAAGGGUAAGCCGAGCCCUAGAUUUAUUGGCCCAUUCAAGAUACUUGAGAGAGUGGGUCCAGCUGCUUACAGGUUAGCUUUAUUAUCAGUUUUAUCCAAGAUUCACGACAUGUUUCAUGUUUCUAUGCUAAGGAAAUAUGUCCAAGAUCUUUCCCACGUGGUUAGCUAUGAGGAGGUAAAGCUCAAAGAUACUUUAUCAUAUGACGAAACACCAGUACAGAUUCUAGAUAAAAAAGAACAGGAGUCGCGCACCAAGAAAAUUCCACUAGUAGAAGUCCUGUGGAGGAAUCGUGCAAAAGAGAAAACUUCAUUGGAACUUGAGGAGGAGAUACGACAGAAGUACCCACAUUUGUUCAGUGGGGAUCAGCACUAG